This is a messenger RNA of Cucurbita pepo subsp. pepo (vegetable marrow), 1573 nucleotides long. Its product is annotated as endoglucanase 9. Lineage: Eukaryota; Viridiplantae; Streptophyta; Magnoliopsida; Cucurbitales; Cucurbitaceae. Gene Ontology annotation, biological process: carbohydrate metabolic process. Gene Ontology annotation, molecular function: hydrolase activity, hydrolyzing O-glycosyl compounds. The record is from RefSeq and is a predicted model, not a curated record.
UCUCCUAUGGCUGCCACCACAAACGCUCCCACAUUCUUCUUCUUCCUCCUCCUCCUCUCGUCUUCCUUCUCGUUCUAUACCGCUCGUGCCAACCCCAAUUAUCGAGACGCUUUGGCUAAGUCCUUAUUGUUCUUCCAAGGACAACGCUCUGGUAGAAUCCCAAAUGGUCAACAAAUCGCUUGGAGGUCCAACUCUGGUCUCUAUGACGGUGAACUCGCUCAUGUGGAUUUAACCGGCGGGUACUACGACGCCGGCGACAAUGUCAAAUUCAACUUACCGAUGGCAUUCACAACCACAAUGCUUUCAUGGGGAGCACUCGAGUACGGAGCGCGUAUGGGCUCGGAGUUACCCAACACACGCGCCGCCAUCCGUUGGGCCACGGACUACCUUCUCAAGUGCGCAACCGCCACACCCGGCAAGCUCUACGUCGGCGUCGGCGACCCCAACGUCGACCACAAAUGCUGGGAACGACCGGAGGACAUGGAUACAGUUAGGACUGUCUACUCUGUCUCUGCCGCAAACCCGGGGUCUGAUGUGGCCGGCGAGACAGCCGCCGCUCUCGCCGCCGCGUCGUUGGUGUUCCGGCGGGUAGACAGAAAGUACUCCGGGCUGCUAUUGGCGACGGCGAAGAAGGUGUUUCAGUUUGCCGUUGAGCAUCGAGGGUCGUACAGUGAUUCGCUUGGAUCGGCUGUUUGUCCGUUUUAUUGCUCUUAUUCUGGGUAUAAGGAUGAGCUUGUGUGGGGAGCAACAUGGCUACUAAGAGCAACAAACGAUGUUCGAUACUUCAAUUUGUUGAAGUCGUUGGGCGGCGACGAUGUUCCCGACAUCUUUAGUUGGGACAACAAAUAUGCUGGUGCUCAUGUUCUUCUCUCCCGGCGAGCAUUACUGAACAAUGACAAGAACUUUGAUUCCUACAAACAAGAAGCUGAGUCAUUCAUGUGUCGGAUUCUACCUAAUUCUCCCUAUUCCAGCACUCAAUACACACAAGGGGGAUUGAUGUUCAAGUUGCCACAAAGUAACCUCCAAUAUGUGACAUCCAUAACAUUUUUGCUGACCACAUAUUCCAAGUACAUGUCCGCCGCCAAGCACACCUUCAACUGCGGCGGCGUUCUUGUCACUCCGACAUCCCUCAAGAAUCUAGCAAAGCAACAGGUUGAUUAUAUAUUGGGAGUGAACCCAUUGAAGAUGUCAUACAUGGUGGGGUUUGGCAAAACCUUCCCCAAAAGAAUCCACCACAGAGGCUCUUCGCUGCCGUCCAAGGCCAGCCACCCUCAGGCCAUCGGCUGCGACGGCGGUUUUCAGCCCUUUUUCUACUCCUACAACCCCAACCCCAACAUCUUAACCGGCGCCGUCGUUGGUGGCCCCAAUCAGAACGAUGGCUUUCCCGACGACCGCUCUGAUUACAGCCACUCCGAACCCGCCACGUACAUCAACGCCGCCCUUGUUGGCCCCCUUGCCUUCUUCUCUGGCAAGACUAAAUGAUUCGAUAAGAUCUUAUGUUAUAACUACGUGAAUAUAGCUAGAUUGAUCCCCGAACGUGCGGAUAAAAAUAGCUCUUUUCUUUUUCUAAAUG